AAGGGCGCGUCAGCCAUAAGAAGCCAUACGUGUGCGAGCCGGUCCCCACUGCCCCCGCGGCGUUGUCACCAUCAUCCUAAGGCCACUGGAGCAGCCUCGGGCGCUGCUGCCUGGGAUCCGAACCCGGGGUGCGUCGGGCUCGGCAGGCUGGCACUCAGACCCAGCGCGCAGGAUGGCAGGCAAGUACGUCCUCAGUCCUACCCCCGGGUACCCAACACCGCGCCUGUGAGUGCCAGGACCGGCAUUCACAUUUCAAACCUACAAGAAAGAAGAGGGCCUCCCAGGUCAUCCGCAUCAAGUUCACUUCAGUCUCUUCUGGAUCUUACUCAAAUACACUCUGGCCCCUGGGCCAUUCUCCAAGAUCCCAUCUGCUGUGAGUGCUAGACCAGAUUCGGGGGCUGCCUACCUGUACCAAGAGCAGCAGCAGCACUGCCUUACUGGGUUCCUCUGUCCCUGAGACCCCGAAAGGAGAGUCAAAAGAUAGUUCAAUUUUAUAUCACCAAGAUGUGCCCCUGCCCAUUCCACUGCUUUGGGGGCCAUCUCCCAAAGCCUAGGGACCAGGUAUUGAUGCCCUACUGGGUGCCCCAGGUCCUGAGGUCUUAGCAGCAGGUAAGGAGGAGGAGUGUGAGGAGGCAGGAGAGUUUGAAAGGCAUCCAAGCCCCGCUGGAUACAUGUUCCUGGCACAACUGCUGGCGGAUCUGUGGUGACGGGCGCCUGCUGCUAAUGGCUACUCCAGGCCAGGACGAGCUGCUGGCUUCUCCAGCACGCCUGCUGCCCCUCAGCUUCCUGUCCCUCCUCCAGGCCAUCCCGAGGGUCAUCGUGGCCAUUCGGUGAGCAGGUGGGGGAUG
Molecule: messenger RNA, 848 nt
Organism: Cebus imitator (Panamanian white-faced capuchin)
Lineage: Eukaryota; Metazoa; Chordata; Mammalia; Primates; Cebidae
Gene: CUNH16orf95
Product: chromosome unknown C16orf95 homolog
Source: RefSeq, a predicted model, not a curated record